Molecule: messenger RNA, 566 nt
Organism: Gossypium arboreum
Lineage: Eukaryota; Viridiplantae; Streptophyta; Magnoliopsida; Malvales; Malvaceae
Exons: 2
Coding region: 16-534 (172 amino acids)
Source: RefSeq, a predicted model, not a curated record
AGCACGCGGACCUCCAUGGGUAUAAACAGUGCUGUUUUGAUUUUAGUGCUAAAAUCCCCUUUCUUUUAUUCAUUUUCUUUCCAAAACAUAGAUGGAGAACAGCACCCUUGCUCUGUAAGGGCUCAUUUCAUCACACAGCCGCUAACCUUCAUCAGUUUGAUGGCCAAUGGUGCGGAUGAUGGCAGGAUCUUACCAACGGAGGCCGCGAUUCUGGAAAUCCGAUACCAGUCUGUUGGCAUGCGCACGGGGUAUGGGUCUGGGCUGGAGCAGCAUGGGGGUACAGGGGCGGUACGGAGGCCGAGGAUGCUGAGGGGCAAACACGUGCUGCUAGGGCUUCAGUCUUGGUUUAGUGUUCUGGGCCUAUCGGGCCUUGUAAAUUUGGGCCAAGUUUUAAAAUUGGGUUUGGGUCUGAUAGGGUUAUUUAAUGGACUGAAGUUUAUUUAUUUAUUUAUUUAUUGUAUAUUUGGGUUUCUAGUGGGCUCGGGUAAAUUUGGCCCACUACAAAUAAUAAAUGAACUUAAAAAUUUAAAUUAAUCAUUUAUAAAUAUGAAUGAAUUAGAAUAAAA